Mytilus trossulus (common blue mussel) is the source of this 1467-nucleotide messenger RNA. RefSeq names its product acetylcholine receptor subunit alpha-1-B-like. Gene Ontology annotation, biological process: monoatomic ion transmembrane transport; signal transduction; regulation of membrane potential. Gene Ontology annotation, cellular component: plasma membrane; neuron projection; synapse. The record is from RefSeq and is a predicted model, not a curated record. NCBI's taxonomy places the organism in Eukaryota, Metazoa, Mollusca, Bivalvia, Mytilida, Mytilidae. Gene Ontology annotation, molecular function: transmembrane signaling receptor activity; transmitter-gated monoatomic ion channel activity involved in regulation of postsynaptic membrane potential; excitatory extracellular ligand-gated monoatomic ion channel activity. The transcript has a single exon. Bases 68 to 1432 code for a protein of 454 amino acids.
UAUAAUAAGGCAAUAUAUGUCAUAGUCUUAACCGCGAAUAACCUUAAUUUCCCGAUAUUUUGCUGAAAUGGCCAUUGUCAAAAUUUUAAUCGCUUUGUUUUUAAUUAAUACUGUUCGUGGACAAACUUUGGCCAAUGUGUACCAGCUGCACUCCGAUGUAUUUGCUAAUUAUAACAAGGAGGUGAUACCAAAUGCCAACCGAUCUAAUCCGAUGGAUAUUCAAAUAGGAUUCUUUUUAUUGACGAUUACAGAAUUCGAGGAGAUUGACGAAACCAUUGAGGUAAAUGCUGGAUUAUUUACAAGAUGGUACGAUGGUGGAAUAUCAUGGGAUCCGACACAAUACGGCGGGAAGUUCUCACUUUCUAUACUUCAAAGUAAUAUAUGGACUCCGCCUUUGGUUUUAGUUAAUAAUGUGGAAGACUUGAAACCUAUCGAAGGAGAAUUCCAAUUCAUGUCAACAGUAUUCUAUAACGGUUUAACAUUAUGGGCACCAGGGGGAGUUAUGAAGGCAAAGUGUACUACAGACAUAUCGAAUUUUCCGUUUGAUUCACAGACGUGCACAUUACAGUUUGUUACAUGGGGACUUACACAGGCAGAUGUAACGCUAUCUCUCGCGCCUACAAAUGCGUUUGAUCUGACUUUUUUUGUUCCAAAUUCCAACUGGAAGUUGACUGGUUAUCGACCGUACACCUAUAUUCUUGGUGGUUAUAGUGGAUUUAAUGUAGACAUUACAAUACAACGUGAACCUUUAUAUUUUCUUUUAAUGGUUGUUUGUCCAACCUUGUUGUUUAGUUUGUUGAAUCCUUUAGUGUUUCUUCUACCCGUUGAAUCUGGUGAACGGAUCAGCCUCUCCAUGACAAUAUUACUUUCUUAUGCAAUAUUUUUGACACUCGUCUCCGCCGCGAUUCCAUCAUCGUCUAAUCCUAUGUGCAUCUUGUUGAUAAUGAUGGUGGUAAUAAUUAUUGUUAGUGGGAUGAUUGUCUUUUCUGUUAUAAUAGUAUCUGCUAUUUAUUGUCGAGACGAAAAACAGAAAAUUAACAAAUUUUGGAAAGCCAUUGCAACUAAAUUUCCAUGGAAACGUGGCGAUAUCGAUUCUCAUACGGCAGAGGAACCAGCAAUAGAAGAAGCUACAUGGAGAGAUGUUUCUGAAAAGUUAGGUCUUCACAGGAAUAAUCUUGUACAACCCUUGUAUGAAACAAAAGACUCAGGUAAUACUCGGCAUGUUUCGGAUAAUACUCGACAAGCUUCGGAUGAACAUGGUGAAGAAAACAUUAAGACUGAAAACAAUUUGUCAAGGAGUGAUCACACCCGGAACAAUACGUGCAUUUCAUGGAAAGAUGUAGCACAUAGUUUAGAUAUGAUUUCUAUAAUAUCGUCAUAUGCACUCAUCAUCCUUAUUCUCGUUAUAUUUUUCAUAGUUGUAAGAUCUUAACAUUUUUUUUAAUAGCAAACGAAAAUGUAUAUUCG